Vicugna pacos (alpaca) is the source of this 5586-nucleotide messenger RNA. NCBI's taxonomy places the organism in Eukaryota, Metazoa, Chordata, Mammalia, Artiodactyla, Camelidae. The record is from RefSeq and is a predicted model, not a curated record.
CAAAAGUGAUUAAGACACAGUGUCUGCUUUUAUGGAACGUAUGACCAAGUUGAAGAGAGAGACGGAUAAGCAGACUAUUUUGUCAAGUAAUACGGCAGACUCAUGCUAAGCCUUAUAGUGGAGCAAUACAUUUUCUUUUUUCCACUUGAUAGUCCUAGUUCCCCCAGUUUGAACUCAAAUAUUUGAUUUAUGACUGUGACGUACUAACCUUUGUACGUGUUUUUCUUUGUUUAAGAAUUUCCAAGAACAAACAUGAUCAUGAGUAAAUAGUAUCUGCACUGUCUAUCCGGGGGUUACAAGCACUUACCUGUUAGGAGAGACAUCAUCUACCCGUGAGAAUGGAGUGUUGCCGCCGUGGUCGCGGUGGAUUUUGGUGCAGAACACUGCCGCAGAGAAGUCUCGGUUGUCUGACGUUACCAACACUGGGAUUGCAAGGGCGAGAUGAGCAUGUGCUAGGGAGGUUGGUGGGCCUUUCUUCCUAAGAGUAAGAGAAGGUCUGGUCCACGGCCCUUCACCUACAGAACAUUUAAGAUGCAGUCCCGAUGAGGGAGAGACAUUGAAGAAUCAUUCUGAAAGCAGAAAAGGUGAAUGGAAAUGCUUUCAACAAGACCUUGCAUGAAAGUGAGGAGAGAGAGGAGGCCACUGUCGGGCUCACCCCGCCUCACGCGGUGAAACGCACGUCACUCUGGGUCUGGCGGUGGAGCGAGCUCUUUCAGCUUGAGACUUCCUGUGUGGUUUUAGCUCAAGGACCAGAGGAUCCCAUGCAGGUUAUCACGUUGCAUUUAGUUGUCAUGCACCCUGAGGCUACACUUGGCUGUUACAGACUUCCCUUGUUGUUGAUGAUCUCAAUAGUUUUGAGGAGUGCUAGGUACUCUGUUUAUUUCCUGUGAAUUGGGCAUCUUGAAGAAGUCUCCAUGCCGUCAGAUGAAGUGUUUAUAUAGCUGGCUGGAAAUUGCUUGGUUACAAGAGCUAGUGUGAGCAGCCUCGUGGAACAGGGAACGCUGACUUAGUCAUUCAGAACAGUGGUUGGCUAAGCGACGGGGGGACAGGCCUAACUUCUCUGUGGGAAAGCGACUGAAUACAUGAGUAAAAGGAGCCGGGCAGGCAGCAUAGCAACAUCAAGACACUGACACUGGAAUCGCCCCCAGGAAUGGGUCACGAUCUUGGGUCAGUGGUUCUCCUUGGGGAAGGCCAUUUCCAUGUCUGAUUGACAUCUCUUUAGACACACCUAUUGGAUUACUUUCUAAUCUCCUGUUUCUGUUGAGUUUGACUCUUUUUUUUUGAGAUUCUCCAUAACUGAUGCCGUGCAGUAUUUGUCUUUGGCUUAUUCCAUUUCACAUAAAGCCCUGAAGAGGAUUUCCUUUUUCCCUCAUGGCUGGAUAAUAUUUCAUUAUAUGUUUAGGAAUAUACAGGUAUAAUGUUUAUUACAAAAUGCUUUAUUUUAUACAUAUAUACAGCAUAUAUCUCACAUUGUUUUUCAUAUGUUGUUCAUUAUGAACAAUGCUGCAAUGAACGUAGGAGUAAAGAUACCUGUUCAAGAUCCUGGUUUCAUUUCCUUUGGUUAUAUACCCAGAAGUGGGAUUGCUGGAUCAUGGGGUGGUUCUAUUUUUAAUUUUUUGAGCAAUCUCCGUACUGUUUUCCAUAGUGCUGCAUCAAUUUAUGUUCCUACUAACAGUACAAUAGUGUUCUCUUUUCUCCACACGCUUGACAGCAUUUAUACUCUCUUCCCAUUUUGAUGAUAGCCAUUCUAACAGCGGUCACGUGUUAUUUCAUUGUGGUUUUGAUUUAAAUUUCCUGGAUGGUUAGUGAUGUAAAGCACCUUUUCAUGUAUCUGUUGGUCAUUUGUGUGUCUUCUUUGGAAAAAUGACUGUUCAGUUCCUCUGGCCAAUUUUUAAUCUAGUUUUUUUUCUUUUUUGUGUUGAGUUAUAUGAGUUAUUUUAGAAUAUUAACCCUUUAUCAGCUAUAUGAGUUGCAAAUAUUUUCUCCCAUUUUGCAGUUGCCUUUUCAUUUUUGUUCAUAGUUUGCCCUGCUUGGCAGAAGCUUUUUAGUUUGAUAUAAUCUCUUUAUUCAGUGAAUUUCUCUAUAUUAGCGUAUACCUAUGUCAUAAAGCAGAUUUCAAUAAAGUGAUUAUUUUGGAUGUAUAGUAUUUCAUUUUAUUAAUAGGGAAUUAACCAAUCCCUCAUUUAUGGACACACAUUUUUUCUAAUAUUUCUGGUGCUCAGAUAUAAUACUGUUAUGAGUGUUCUGUAAGGUAAAAUUUGUUUACAACAUGAAGUUUUUAAUCCUGAAACACUCUUUGCUUUUACUUCCCUUUAUCUAUUAGAAUUUCUUUAAAAAUGUGAUAAAUAUAAUACAUGCAUAGAAUAUGAGGCCUCACGAUGAAGCAAAUAUGAGUAAUCUUUUCUUCUCCCCUGUAGUCCACCUGCCUGUGAUCACCUGUGCAAGUAAUUUUCUAUAUAAAUAUGAAUUAAAUAAACACAUUUGCAUAUGUUUCUUCUUGUUGUUUUUCUUCUUCUUCUCUUCCUCUUGUUCCUCCUCAUUUCCUUUUCCAUGAGCUGCUGUUAAGUGUCCACUGCUUUACUGCUUGGUUUUUGCUCCUAAACAGUAAAACAUGUAGAACCUUCCUUCUAGCUCAUUCUUUAAAGGGUUCUCCCUUUAAAAUGCUUGGAUAUAUAACUACCCACGUGGAGAGAUGUUGCAUCGUAUUACAAGGCUGCAGUACAAAAGGUUCAUUUCAUUCUAAUAUAAUGGACGCCCCCAUGAAGGGGAUACUGUAUAUGUCCGUAUAAUAUUUUUUCACAUUUGCUUGUUAUAAGUGACAAUCAUACAUUAAUAAUUAAUACUUUUUCCUUCUUCCCACUUACACUUACCUGAAUCCUGACCCAAUGCAGUGUAAUCAGAUUUUUAAAAUUAGAGUUAGAGAGUAAACAAAAUAAAAAUAAAUUACAAUAUAGGCAGACAAAUCAAUGUAGAAUAUUUUUUAACUAGGCCUCUGCUCUCUCCAUCCCUGACUUUACUGAGAUCUUUGAGUGAACAGUAACGUUAUAAUAUUCUUUUUGGUCAACUAACCUUGUAUUUCAUAUAUUAAAACUAAAAUGUGAUAUAUUUUUAGGAUUAUUUGUAAAACCAUUUGAUUUGAACAGGACGUAGAAGGAUGGGAAACUUGUGACCACUGCCUGUAUAUGAGAUAUCUUGUGUGGUUUCAACCAGGGUCAAAUAUGCAUUAUUUUCUAUGAGGUUAUAACCCCAGUGAGAAAGUCUGACGUCUGUUUUUGUUUGUAUGCAAUAUGUAUUUCUUCCUACUAUAAAAACUGAGGUUUUUUUUUUUUCAUUUGUGCAAUAAAGAGCAAAAGAUAGAUUGUUUGUGGCUAUCUGACUAUAUUUCUACGAAUAGAAUUUCCUUUGAAAAAAAAGUUGAAGAGGGCUUGGCACCAAAAAACCCUAAGCCAAACUGUUACUAUCUGAAUGCAUAGGUUUCAUUAUGUGAUUUCUAUCUUGAAAUGCCAUUUCAUGUACAUUAUUAUUUAAAUCCACCUUUGAUUGACACAUGUUAUUUCCAGUGUUGUUCCUGUUUUUUUGCUUCCUCUGGUUAUCUGGAAUCUUUGUUUCCAUAUCCCUAUGUCUUCCUUCACUGCAGACUCAGUUCUCAUACAAAUUUUCAGUCUAGACUACACAAUUAUGCAUUUUUUAUGACAGUGGCUUUUCCUAGUUUAUUUCCAGAGUGAUGGAGUAUUGCCUGUACAAAGUAGAUGAUAUUUAAAGGCUUGUUGCAUGUAGUUUAAUUAACGUGGGGCAACUUUAUUUUUGUUAACCUACUAUAAGUAUAUCCAGUUAUAGAUUCACAUUUCCUCUGUGGUUUUUACCAAAUGAAGGUAGUAUCACACAGCUGUAUGUGGCUGUCCCACCUGAGGCUGGGUCUGGACAUCUCAUCAACCCUAAGAGGAUCGUGGCAGAAAUAUCUUUCCAUUCACCUACCAACAUCUUUACAGGAUCUUCUUCACUACUGGGACCAAGAAAUCAUCCCAAAGGCUCCAUAAUGUCAAAUGAUUCAGACUGUGAACAGCCUUCAGAAAAUACACAGCAGACAGAGGCUAUCCCUAUUGUGGACUUGGAACCACCUCUUGCCCUUCCUCCCCCUCCCGCUCCGGAGGAUGAAUGGAGUCCUAUUCCCGAGCACGCCAACGUGCAUGCUUCUCCUUUCCCCAUUACUCUGUUUGGAACAAUUUCCGUGAUCCUGGGAGUCUCCUGCCUGCUGCUGUUGAUGCUGUGUGGAUUCUUUGGUUAUCAGUACUUUCAAAGUGUUCAGCAAUCAGAGAGCCAGUUGAAGAACCUUAACCAAUGGAUUGAGUCUUUCCAAAACAAAGAGGAAAAAUUCCUUCAGAUUCAAGAAUCUCUUGACCAAAAUAAAGAAAUCCUAGAGUGGCUCCAAAACCGGAAUGAAUAUCUCAUUAAAGCUUUACAGGAACUGAAUACGAAACCAGGAGACAGAUGUGGACCUCCUCCGAGUCCCUGGGUGCAGUACCGAGACCACUGCUACCACGAAACCGAGGAAAUGGUUUCUUGGUUAGAGUGUUCUAAUAUUUGUGCCUCGUUGAAUGCUACAUUUUUAAAUACAGAAAGGAGUAGAUUGAUGAAUAUUUUGAAGUUACUUGUGGGAAAUCACACUUGGCUUGGUCUGUCUUACAAGGAGGAGGACAAUCAGUGGAAGUGGGAAGAUGGCUCUCUCCCUUCUCCUGGCCUGUAAGUGUCUAGUACAUAAUCCAGUUCCUUAUUCCUUUUUUCAAUGUCUUUGGCUUAAAGAGCUUAAGGGAACAGAGAAGACUGCUCGGGACAGAAUUUAAACCUCUUUAUUUCUUGCCUUUGCUAUUUCAUAUAAUACUGUUGGUUAUUUUGUAAAUCAUAAAGUCAUCUUGAUAUUUCAUAAUUAGUGUACAUAUACCCUUUGAUAGCAUCUACCUUAUGGCAUUUAUAUUAGUGGUGAUACUGUAAAUGAAAAUAAAAUGAACACAUUGGAGCAGAAGCAAAUGUCCUGACACACACAGUUAACCCUUGAACAAUGAGGGCCAACCCUCCAUGUAGUCAAAAAUCUGCUUGAACUUACAGUCAGCCCUCCUACAGGCAGUUCCAAAUCCGUGUGUUAAACCAGCCACGGAUCCUGUAGUACUGUAGUAUUUACUGUUGAAAAAAACCCACCUGUGAGUGGACGUGCAAAGUUCAAAUCCGUGUUGUUGAAGGACAUAUAUACAAACACACACACACACACACACACACACACACAUAUUCUACACUUUGUUACUAAUCGUAACUGGCUUUAUAUCUAAUGUAUUUACAAGCAAAGCAUUCCUCCUCCAACUGCAGCUGUACUGACUGACCUGUGGUUUCUGUCGUGCUGAUCUCGACUGAAACAUAAGUGUGUGCCCCGGGUCCCAUGAUUUUCCAGCCAGACCGUUCUCUUCCUCUCUAUACGGGUGUAUCUUCUCCUACUUAUAAAUACUUAUCACGUUUUGUGAAGCUUAUUCAUUACUUAUGCAUCCAUCUCAUUUUUUAAUGUAUAAAUGUGUGAGUCCUUUGAAAAGAGGGAGCGUG